AUGGUGUCGCGAUGGUUUACAUUGGCGCUUCUCCUCACACCUUCAUUGGCUCUUCAGAACGAUUUUAGCUUCUACCCGAAAGGUGCACAAAAAUGCCUUGAGAAGAACGCUGACGACGCCUCAUGCACCGGCGCCGACUCAAAGGAGCUCAAUUACUGCCUGUGUGGUUUGGGCAAUUACAAUAAUGACUUCAUCCUUGGCUCAGCGCGCUGCAUUGGACAAGAGUCGCCUAACGACAUUGACGAGACGUACGAUAUGAUGGUGGAGGCUUGUAACAACUCCCAGACACCAAUGAAGACCUCGAAAACGGACUUUCAGCAGGCUGCCCAUGAUGGAGAGACGACUACGAGCGCCACAGGAACGACUGCGACUGCUUCAGCGACUGCUUCAGCGACUGCUUCAGCGACUGAUACCGCUUCUACCGCGUCCGACACGGCUGCUGCUUCGACAACCGAUGCUUCAAAUGCAGAUGCGGACACGGGACUGUCGACAGGUGCGACGAUCGGUGUGGGCGUUGGUGCAGCAGCAGGAGGUGCGGCAAUCGUCGGUUUAGUCAUCUGGCUCUGGCUACACCGUCGCAAGAAGAACGUCGAAGAAUCGCACCCAAUGCUCCCCAACUACGAAACCAACAACUCACCCUACCAUCCUGGAGAGCCCAAACCCGCGUGGGGCACUACACCUACGUCAGGAUGGCAGACACCCGACCCCAACGCAUCAGGAUACUACGCACAACCGAAGCAGCACGCGGGUCCCGUCGAACUACCGCCCGACAACCUUGUAGCUGCGCCGGCUCCUAUAUUCGAGAUGGACGGUACUUCUUCGGGAGCUGUUGAGAUGCCUGGAUCAACGCCUGUUGAUCUUCAUCACCGUGGUAGUGAUGAGCUCAGCAGAGCAGGAUUGGGCUCUUCAGCUGGGGAUACUGCUAUGGUUUCACCUCAGACACAACCUGGGACGCCGUAUCGACCAAACGGAGAGAUGCACCGGUAA
Molecule: messenger RNA, 987 nt
Organism: Fusarium venenatum
Lineage: Eukaryota; Fungi; Ascomycota; Sordariomycetes; Hypocreales; Nectriaceae
Source: RefSeq, a predicted model, not a curated record